This is a messenger RNA of Trypanosoma brucei brucei TREU927, 897 nucleotides long. RefSeq lists its product as hypothetical. The transcript has a single exon. The coding region runs from base 1 to 897 and encodes 298 amino acids. Lineage: Eukaryota; Euglenozoa; Kinetoplastea; Trypanosomatida; Trypanosomatidae. The record is from RefSeq and is a predicted model, not a curated record.
AUGGACGGUCUUUACUUCACCGCUAAGGCUCAGUUCCAUCAGCUUGCCACGCAUAUAUCGUUGUACCACGAAGAUGCUUCGCCCACCUAUCGUACGCUGGGGGAGGCGUGUUUGCAGCUUGCGGGAUUGCGGCCGGACAGGUUUACUUUUUGGAAUGUUCCCAACAUGAGCGGUUACUUCAACAAGGCUCUGCCCCUCGACAUACAUGGUGGGUAUGUCCUUGUUGACGAGGCGGCUGUGAAGGCAGCCGCGGGGACGUACGGUGUUCUUCGCUACGCUUACCUCGCUGCGGCUGUGCGUGCGCGUGCCGGUGGGCGUUGGCGCUACGACUUCACCACAAUGAAUGCAGCGCUCUGUGUGGGCGUGGCAAGUGGUUUCGCGGUACUUUCUGUAGGUCGACGGCGCUGGCCGCUGAUGCGACGGCGGCCUGUGGGAGCUAUUGCUGUUGGAGUAGCCACUUGUUUUGUGGCCGUUGUGGCUACCCGCCUGCUGCUGCGCGCCAUGGGUGCUGGUAUUACGCAUGCGCGCAAUAGCAACCGGAGGGCGUUGGAGAAACUCCGUUGUGUGGACUGUUACGAUGAUGUCGCGCGGUAUACGGAGCAACGAAAGGAAGAGGUUGAGGCUCAAAGGGUGCCGCAGCCGCAGCCGGGUAUGCCUCCUCUCCCUGAAGUUUCUUUGCGACAGUUCGAACGUUUAUCGGCACUGCAGGUACAAUUGCUGGAAUCGAACUUGUGUGAGAUUCGUUUGGCGAAACGCCGGGCGAACUCUCAACUAUGCGAUGUGCAUCGUGGCCUGCGUGAUGACGAGCAAUACGCAGUGUCUGCAGGUCUUCCCAUACAGUCCGCUGACGUAGCGCUCGCGAGGGAAAGGGCGCGUCAGUUGCCCUCAGGGGGAUAA